AUGGCUGAUGAUAACACCAAAGUUGCUCUCGCUACCAUCGAAGCCUCUCGCCUCUCGAUAGAUUUGAAGGACAAGUGCAUAGACAUCCUCAAGAAGUCAAAGGAUGAAGCAAUAUACAUCAUCAAUGCCUACGGCCCAGCUGAUGCUCGUACUCCUGAUCGCCUUGACAAAUACCUCAAUAAGAUGAUCACGGAUGCCGAGAAUGCACAUCCAACAACACAAGGUAUGGUCUUCGAUACCACGCCUUCCAAUCAGUGGACGAAUACUCAAGUGAUUGAAUGGCUCGACCAAUAUGCUGGUGCUAUGUUGUCAACAAUGAACAAGGAGACCUUCAAAGAGAAGUCCAAGUCUGGCAGUGAAUUAUACGACAAUCUUCAAUCGUACAAGGCCCCUGCACCUCCAUCACAAGAGGAAAAGAUUGAUCGAGCGUUAUUUCUUUUGGAAAAGAUGUCAAAAUCAUCAAAGGCUUCCUACUCCAUGUCCAAGAUAUCAGGAGUCAAGUGGACAGAGAUUUCAGACUCUGCAAGGUUGAAGCUCAGAGAUUCCAAGAUCACAGUGAAGGUGAAGAAAGGUGCAACCGCAGUCAACUAUCAGUGGUUGAAAGGCGUUGGCGAAACACAACAUAUCGAGUUCGACGAAGAAGCUGCCGUGGAUAAUGACGAAGAGGAAGAGCAAUUGAGCGUCAUGGAAUGGCUAGAAAGACACAUUCCAAUCGACCAAAAACACUUUGCCUAUCACAAUGUGAGCAACGAUCGAUCUUUUUUGUUGGUUUCCAGCUAUGCAGACUGCCUACCUUUCUCUCUCAAGGGAACAACAGAUAUCAUCAUUGCGCCUCCACAACGCCAUCGUGCUCUUCUCAAAUCUCAGAUAUAUGUGUGCAUCGAACUCAAAAAGCCAGAGAACCUCGUGGACAACAGCUUCUAUCAAGGAUGGGCUCAACUCAUUGCAGCGUCAAUUCACACUACGUCUCAUCCCGUCAUUCAUUUGCUUACCGAUCUCAACGAAGCAUGGUACUUCUCAUGGUGGAGUCACCCACUAGAAUUGUCGCAUGCUUCUCUCAACAAUGCUCAAGCCAGAUCAUUCAUUCAAGAGUAUCUUGGUGAAUUCAAAUCUGGAUGGCUCGGUGGUGAUUACAGCAACAAUACUGGAUUCAAAGUUUGUGACGUCCAACCGAAACUCUUCACCUUUUCCUCAGUCAAUCCUUCUCCAAAGGAUGACAUUGCUUCAUUUGAAGACUUGGAUGAUGAUGACCGUCGUGAAGCUUUUGGCCUUCGAGCGCUCCAGCUUCUCCACACUCGAUACAGAAUGGACCACGAGGAUACCCAUUCACAGAGUUAUUUCAGUUAG
This is a messenger RNA of Heterostelium album PN500, 1347 nucleotides long. RefSeq lists its product as uncharacterized. The coding region runs from base 1 to 1347 and encodes 448 amino acids. NCBI's taxonomy places the organism in Eukaryota, Evosea, Eumycetozoa, Acytosteliales, Acytosteliaceae. The transcript has 3 exons. The record is from RefSeq and is a predicted model, not a curated record.